Perca flavescens (yellow perch) is the source of this 3194-nucleotide messenger RNA. RefSeq names its product metabotropic glutamate receptor 7. NCBI's taxonomy places the organism in Eukaryota, Metazoa, Chordata, Actinopteri, Perciformes, Percidae. Gene Ontology annotation, biological process: G protein-coupled receptor signaling pathway. Gene Ontology annotation, molecular function: G protein-coupled receptor activity. The transcript has 10 exons. Gene Ontology annotation, cellular component: membrane. The coding region runs from base 1 to 2766 and encodes 921 amino acids. The record is from RefSeq and is a predicted model, not a curated record.
AUGAAGUCCUUUGAGCGCCUUGUGUUUUCACACCUCAAAGACAUCACCGACCCCCUCCUGGACCCCCUGCAGUUUGCCUACAGAGCCAACAGGUCUGUAGACGAUGCAGUCAACUUGGCCCUCCACUACAUCCUCCAGCACCUGGACUCCGCAGGAACCUACGCCAGGAUCCUGUUUGUGGAUUUCAGCUCUGCCUUUAACACCAUCAUCCCGGCUCUGCUUCAGGAGAAGCUCUCCCAGCUUGGUGUGCCUGACUCCACCUGCAGGUGGAUCACUGACUUCCUGUCUGACAGGAAGGAGCAUGUGAAGCUGGGGAACCACGUCUCCUACUUGCAGACCAUCAGCACCGGAUCCCCCCAGGGCUGCGUUCUUUCUCCUCUGCUCUUCUCCCUGUACACUAACCGCUGCACCUCCAUAAAUGUUCCCUUCCUCUCCCCAACCCCACUUGUUCUCUUCAAGAUCCCGCAGAUCAGCUAUGCGUCAACAGCCCCGGAGUUGAGCGAUGACAGGCGCUAUGAUUUCUUCUCACGGGUGGUUCCUCCAGACUCAUUCCAGGCCCAGGCCAUGGUGGACAUUAUCCGAGCCCUGGGCUGGACUUACGUCUCCACCAUCGCCUCAGAGGGCAGCUAUGGAGAGAAGGGAGUGGAGGCCUUCACACAACUCUCUAAAGAAGCAGGUGGAAUCUGUAUCGCCCAGUCUUUGAAAAUUCCCCACAACCCCAAGCUGGAGGAUUAUGACAAAGCCAUCCAACAACUGCUGGAAACGCAGCACUCACGGGCAGUCAUCAUCUUUGCCAGUGAAGAAGACAUACGGGGAGUUCUCAAUGCCACCAAAAGGGCGAAUCAGGUGGGCCAUUUCCUGUGGAUUGGAUCUGACAGCUGGGGGGCUAAGAGCAGCCCGAUCCACCAGCUCGAUGAUGUAGCCGUGGGAGCAGUCACUAUACUGCCCAAACGCUCCUCAAUUGAAGGGUUUGAUGAAUACUUUACUGGGCUCACCCUCGAGAACAACCGCAGGAACGUGUGGUUUGCUGAGUUCUGGGAGGAAAACUUUGACUGCAGGCUCCUCAGUGCCUCGAAGAGAGAGGAUACCAGCCGUAAAUGCACAGGCAAGGAGCGCAUCGGGAACGACUCCAAGUAUGAACAGGAAGGGAAGGUGCAGUUUGUGAUUGACGCGGUUUACGCCAUGGCCCACGCUCUCCACAGCAUGCACAAGGACUUAUGUCCUGAUCACCCUGGUGUUUGUCCACAAAUGGAGUCUGCUGAGGGAAAGACUCUGCUGAAGUACAUACGAAACACCAGCUUCAACGGCAGUGCUGGCACCUCUGUUGUGUUCAACAAGAACGGCGAUGCUCCAGGACGCUAUGACCUGUUCCAGUUCCAGAUGACCAACUCCUCUACCCCAGAAUAUAAGGUGGUAGGACAGUGGGUGGAGAACCUCCAGCUCAGGCUGGAGGAGCUUCAAUGGCCAGAUGGGGAGCAGGAGGUCCCUAUCUCUGUGUGCAGUCUGCCCUGCAAAACUGGAGAGAGGAAGAAGAGAGUAAAGGGCAUGCCGUGCUGCUGGCACUGUGAGCUUUGUGAUGGCUACCAGUACCAGUACGACGAGACUUCCUGCAGACUGUGUGCCUACAACAUGAGGCCCAACCCUAACAGGACCGCCUGUCAGCCCAUCCCCAUUGUCAAGCUGGAGUGGCACUCCCCUUGGGCAAUUAUCCCCGUCUUCCUGGCCAUGCUCGGUAUCAUUGCCACCAUCUUUGUCAUGGCGACCUUCGUACGCUACAAUGACACACCCAUUGUGCGGGCGUCGGGCCGAGAGCUGAGCUACGUGCUGCUAACUGGCAUCUUUCUGUGUUACAUCAUAACCUUCCUCAUGAUUGCCAAACCUGACGUAGCCGUGUGCGCUUUCAGGCGGAUCUUCCUGGGCCUGGGCAUGUGCAUCAGCUACGCCGCGCUGCUCACCAAGACCAACCGUAUCUAUCGGAUCUUCGAGCAGGGCAAGCAGACAGUCACAGCCCCGCGCUUCAUCAGUCCCACCUCCCAGAUUGCCAUCACUUCCAGUCUGAUCUGUGUGCAGCUGUUGGGCGUGCUGGUGUGGUUCGCCGUGGACCCUCCGAACACCAUCGUCGACUACGAUGAGCAGAAAACCAUUAACCCCAUGCUGGCCCGUGGCGUGCUGAAGUGUGACAUCACAGACCUACAGAUAAUCUGCUCGUUGGGCUACAGCAUCCUGUUGAUGGUGACCUGCACCAUCUACGCCAUCAAGACAAGGGAUGUACCAGAAGACUUCAAUGAAGCCAAGCCCAUUGGCUUCACUAUGUACACCACUUGCAUAGUCUGGCUGGCCUUCAUCCCAAUUUUCUUUGGCACAGCCCAGUCAGCAGAGAAGCUAUACAUUCAGACAACCACCCUGACCAUCUCCAUGAACCUCAGUGCCUCAGUAGCACUGGGCAUGCUCUACAUGCCCAAGGUGUACAUCAUUAUCUUCCACCCUGAGAUGAACGUACAGAAGAGGAAGCGUAGCUUCAAGGCUGUGGUCACAGCUGCCACAAUGUCAUCACGUCUGUCCCAGAAGCCCAACGAGAGGCCCAAUGGAGAGGCUAAGACUGAGCUGUGUGAGAACCCUGCUGCUGACCCCAUGAGGAGGGCAGCUCUAGAGGAACAGAGAAAGAGAGACAGGAGGGCGAGCGCAGGCAUCACAGCACCACCUGCAGUACCUAUGCACUCCAGGACUGUGGAUAGCAUCCAACCUUCAUCCAGACAUGAUACAUGAGUACUGACAGAGACUAGCACAGCUGUAGGCCAGUGUGGCUGGGUUGGCAUAACCAACCAAACUGUAGGUUUUAAACUUGUGUUGUGGCCCCUUUUCUCUCUGACCGAGAACAACUUGCCUGCUAAAAGGGGUCACUGUGAACGAGGACAUACCGCAAAAUAAAAAGGACAGUGGAUCUGCUUUCAAGAUAUUUUCUUUUGAAAUGUCAUAAAGCCAUAUUCUCUUGGGGUUCCCAUUAUCAGAUUUUUUGUUUUGUAUUGUUUCAGUGAUUUUCUUCUGUGCCUCUUUUUCUUGCAGUUGAUUUAAUUACCUUGAACAGCAAGCUCUGCCACAUAGAGUAUACUUUGUUUUACUGAAACCAACUCAAAUCAGUCCCAGAUGAUUAUUAUUAUUAUGUCAGAGUGAUGGGCAUUGUAAGUAUGUUUUUU